CUUCCGAGGUAGCACCGGAAGUACGGUGCUCGGAAGGAUCCGACCCAGGAGGGCUCGCGUAGUCCUCGUCGUCACUGGGCUUGGAGGAGUCGGCUAGAAGUCAGAGGCGCGGGGGACCUGAGUAUAUGUCCACGCCAUCGUCGUGACCGCCGGCAGGCCCCUUUUCUGUGCCUUCGUUGGCUUAGCUGCGAAGUGAGUCGUGGGCGAGCUGCUCUCAGCGUCCUGGAGAUCGAGGUCGUUCGGGCAGCGCCCGUGGGAGACGAAGGCCAGAGAAACAGUCCUGGGUUCUGAACUUGCCAUCGAAGAAACCCGGGAGGAGGAGUUGACAGUCUUCCCAUCCCUCACCCCCCUGGGACGGGCCCCAGCAUGUCUCAGGCCACCAAGAGGAAGCAUGUGGUGAAGGAGGUGCUGGGGGAGCAUAUGGUGCCCUCUGACCAGCAGCAGAUCGUGAGGGUACUCAGGACCCCAGGGAACAAUCUGCAUGAGGUGGAGACAGCCCAGGGGCAGCGCUUCCUGGUGAGCAUGCCCUCCAAAUACCGGAAGAACAUCUGGAUCAAGAGAGGCGACUUUCUCAUUGUUGACCCGAUUGAAGAGGGAGAAAAAGUGAAGGCCGAGAUCUCCUUUGUGCUCUGCAAAGACCAUGUGCGCUCUCUGCAGAAGGAAGGGCUCUGGCCUGAGGCCUUCUCAGAAGUGGCUGAGAAGCACAACAACAGUAGGAACAGACAGACUCCGCCAGAACUCCCAGUGGAGCCACAGUCAUCAGGAGAAGAGUCCAGCUCUGAAGAUGAUUCUGACCUCUUUGUUAACACCAACCGCAGACAGUAUCAUGAGAGCGAGGAGGAGAGCGAAGAGGAAGAGGCAGCCUGAGUCCCUCGACCCGCUUCUCUUGCCCAGAGACUAGGAUUGGCUCCUCUGAGCUCAGACAUUCCGGGGUGCUCUGCAGAUCCUCCCCCUCUGGAUGGGGGACAAGGCAGGACCCCUCUCUGAACUGACCUUCUGCUCAAGGAGAAUUAAACCCCUGGUGGGUGACGACUUGUGCUGGUGUCUGAGUGGCUCUCUGGAGGGAGGAGGGAUUCGUGAAGUUACAGACUGCUCCUUGGUGCAGGUCCUAAACAGGCAGGAGAUGGAAAUGGCUGGAACCUUUCCUAGAUUCUCACUGGGCACUCAGUAAGUGCCAGGCCCUGUGCUGUGCCUUCAUGCAUGUAUUUACUAACUGGGAGCAAUCCUUCUCUGUUGCCUGCUGGCAAGUAAUACUGAGUCAGGCAUUCAGGAGCACGGCGGAAGGAUCUAGUGCCUCCGCCUCUAAGAGACACUCAGGACAAAUUUCAUAGUGCCUCGUAAGCUGUUUUCCUGGCAUGCCAGUCACCACGACUGCAGGAAUGCCCACCUCCGUGCUGUGGUGUACAUCCUCUGCCUGGUGGCGGCCUUGUGGCUA
This is a messenger RNA of Lynx canadensis (Canada lynx), 1435 nucleotides long. RefSeq names its product eukaryotic translation initiation factor 1A domain containing (gene EIF1AD). Gene Ontology annotation, biological process: translational initiation. Bases 367 to 867 code for a protein of 166 amino acids. Gene Ontology annotation, molecular function: RNA binding; translation initiation factor activity. The transcript has 6 exons. The record is from RefSeq and is a predicted model, not a curated record. Lineage: Eukaryota; Metazoa; Chordata; Mammalia; Carnivora; Felidae. Gene Ontology annotation, cellular component: nucleus.